UUUGUGUCAUGAAGAAGGCGGAUAUGACGUCAUAACUCGGUGCCCGGAGAGCGACCAGUCGUCUGCGCUCUGAUGGGGAAGAAGACGCGAGCGGCCCCAGGCCGGAGACCUAUACUGCAGCUCUCCCCACCGGGACCCAGAGCGGCCGCUGUGCGAGAAGAGACCGGCUCCGGAUCGGACGAUGAUGCAGACUGUCAGAAAGUACUAGGUCCUCCUACCACAGCGAUGGUGACGGAAGUACAAGCAGCAGUAGUGAAGCCUACAGGUGGGUUGUGCCUGCUUGGAGCCUACACAGACAGCGAUGAUGAGGAUGGCGGCACGGCUGACAAACCUGUAUCUACAUGUAACACUAAAGGAAACACUUCUGCUGAUAUUGACAGCACCUUGGCCAAUUUCCUUGCGGAAAUUGAUGCUAUUACUGCCCCUCCCCCUCCUGAUGGAAACUCUGUGUCAGCAUCUACUGUUCCCCCACCGACUCCCCCAAAACCAGACCCAAAGGAUUCUCAUGGUUUUACUUCCGCUAUGCACAAUGGAUCGGAUCCAAAUGCAGCUGGAGAUACAUGGCAUUACGACACUCAGUGUUCUUUAGCUGGAGUUGGAGUCGAAAUGGGAGAUUGGCAGGAGGUGUGGGAUGAAAAUACUGGAUGUUACUACUACUGGAAUACUCAGAGCAAUGAAGUCACCUGGGAGCUUCCUCAGUGCCUGGCAUCACAGGUUCAGGGUGCGCAAGGAUACAGCAGCAGCGUUGAGACUCCUGUACUAUCGGUCGCAGCAGCUUCAGAUUCUUUCCCGGAAAUAAAAGAAGCGGUGGUAGCAAUGCCGACAGUCUCUAGUGUCAGCAGCAUGCCAGUUCUUAUGAAGAAAGAGCCAAAGAAGGAAGUCAAUGAAGCCAUUCAGGCCCUUUCCAACAAAGAGGAGGAGAAAGUUGGAGUGGCUGCAUCCCUUCUAGCGCCACUUUUGCCAGAUGAGGUAAAGGAGGAAGAGGAACGCUGGCGGAAAAAGGUCAUCUGUAAAGAAGAUGUGGUGGAAGCAGCUUCCGAGGAUGAAGAGGACAUGGCCACGGUCUGUGCUGAUGGAGAACCUGCUGUAGAUGACGAGGCUCAGGAUGACAUCUGCAGUACUGUCCAGUCUGGAGAGAGUGAAGAAGAGAUGGAGGAGCAAGACACGUUGGAGCUGGAGCGAGUGUUGGAGAGGAAAAGGGCUGAGUUGAGAGCACUGGAGGAGGGAGAUGUAAGUGCGUCUGGUGCGUCCAGUCCACGCUCAGACUUUAGCCAGUCUGAUGAAGCUCACAAGGUCAAACCUCCCACCAGCAAGUGGAAAGUUUUUGUACCGGUCGCCAGCCCUAGCUCAAGCCGCAGCUCCAGCAAAACCGGAAGAGAAACGCCUGAGACUGAAAUGGGAGCUGAAGCUGCAGAAUGUCCAGCUCCGGCGAAGGAGCCAGAGAAUGAUAGUGUGAAAAUGAAGCUACCUCCAAAACCUCCACUUGAAGAGGAAGAUGAUGAUCUAAAGUUCCAGAUUGGAGAACUUGCUAACAGCUUGAUCAGUAAAUUGGAAUUUUUAGGCAUCAACAGGCAGAGUGUGUCCAAUUUCCACAUCCUGCUCUUUCAAACUGAGACUCGAAUCUCAGAUUGGCGAGAAGGCGCCCUCAGCGGAAGCUACUUGAAGCGCAAACUUCAUGACGCCUCAGAACAAAUAAAACAGUAUGAAAUUAACGCCACUCCUAAAGGCUGGUCCUGCCACUGGGACAGGGAUCAUAGACGUUAUUUCUAUGUUAACGAAAUCUCAGGAGAGUCACAGUGGGAGUUUCCUGAUGUGGAAGAGGAGUCGGCACCCAAUAAUAAAUCCGAAGCAGCCUCUAAACUGGCUGAAAGGGACAAAAUCCCUGGUGCCCCAGCUCUUCCUCCUGAACCACCAGCAUCUUCUCCAGACUCCAUCUCUACUAAACCUUCAGUUGCAGCUAAUGUGCCAGUGUCUCAUUACUGGGAGUUUGCGCAGCCACCUCUGCCUUUAGAAGCGCCUCUUCCGCCACCCCCACCACCUCCUCCUGAGUCACCCCCUCCUCCCCCCCCUCCCCCACCUCCCCCUUCCUCACCACCCCCUACCCCCCCAAUGGAGGAGGAUUGUGAGAUACAAGAGGUUGAAAUGGAAGAUGAAGACAGUGAGGAACCUCCCGUCCCAGGAACAGAGGCUAUGCUUGUGAAAUGUGUUAAUUCUGAUCUCUCAGUAGAUAAGGUGAAAGCAGAACCAGCUACAUCAGGAAAAUUAGCCAAGAGGAAGGCCACUGAUAUGUUUGGGGAACAGUCUGUAACUAUUGGAAGUUGUCCAAUUCUUUACACUCAGCAGUCUCUCUCUGCAGCUCCUGUUAUGGCGGCCAUGAAUGUUCCUGCUAGUUACUUGGGACUGCCCCUACAAGUACCUUCUCCUGUUAUGAUGAGCAGCAUAGAUUAUACCAUUCAAAGCACCAACAUGGUGCCUUCUAUGCAGCACGCAUUGCCACAAACAACUUUGCUCCCUUCUACCGCUCCAGAGCAGCAGGUUUCACCAUCACAGAUUCAAGCACCUGCAAGCAAACCUCCUCCCACAGAGAAGCCAAAAAAGAGCAAAAAAAUCAAGGUGAAAAAGAGUAAGGUGAAAAUGCCCUCCUUGGUGCAGAAGUGGCAGAACAUUCAAAAAGAACUGGAUGAGGAGGAGAAUUCCAGCUCCAGUGAUGAGGACCGUACUGUGGUAAAUCAGAAACGCAUUGAUGAAUGGAAGAUGCAGCAGUUAUGCAGCGGCAUGGCAGAGAAAAAUGCCAACUUUGAAGCCCUCCCUGCAGACUGGAGAGAUAGAUUAAAGAGGAGGAAAAUGGCUUCCAGCACAACCACCUGACCUCAACUGAUUUUGAGCAAUUGUCUUAACAUAUAUUGUAAAAAAAAAAAAACGAAA
This is a messenger RNA of Hyla sarda, 2925 nucleotides long. It is a transcript of the gene FNBP4, whose product is annotated as formin binding protein 4. The transcript has 17 exons. Gene Ontology annotation, molecular function: protein binding. The record is from RefSeq and is a predicted model, not a curated record. Lineage: Eukaryota; Metazoa; Chordata; Amphibia; Anura; Hylidae. The coding region runs from base 73 to 2868 and encodes 931 amino acids.